Heterobilharzia americana is the source of this 3655-nucleotide messenger RNA. NCBI's taxonomy places the organism in Eukaryota, Metazoa, Platyhelminthes, Trematoda, Strigeidida, Schistosomatidae. The record is from the annotation of a GenBank genome assembly.
CUUAAUUUGGUUUGAAAUCGACGCGGUACGUCGAAAGCAUCUCAGAUGGCCGGGAAGAGCGAUCUUGACCGUCAAAUCGAACAGCUAAGAGCAUGUAAACUUAUCACUGAAGACGAAGUUAAAGCACUUUGUGCGAAAGCCAGAGAGAUCCUAAUAGAGGAAAGCAAUGUCCAAUGCGUUGAUUCUCCAGUGACUGUUUGUGGCGAUAUUCAUGGUCAAUUCUACGAUUUGAUAGAACUUUUCAAAGUUGGUGGUGAUGUUCCAGACACGAACUACCUUUUCCUGGGCGACUUUGUCGACCGUGGUUAUCACAGUGUUGAAACUUUCCUACUCCUCCUUGCCCUAAAGGUGAGAUACCCAGACAGGAUAACUCUCAUACGAGGAAACCAUGAGAGCCGACAGAUAACAAUGGUUUAUGGAUUCUACGAAGAAUGUCUGAGGAAGUAUGGUUCAGCAAUGGUGUGGAGACAGUGUACUGAAAUAUUCGACUAUCUAUGCCUUUCUGCUAUUAUUGAUGGAAGAAUAUUCUGCGUUCAUGGCGGUCUAUCACCUACAAUCACAACACUGGAUCAGAUUCGUACAAUUGAUAGAAAACAGGAGGUCCCACAUGAUGGUCCAAUGUGUGAUCUUUUAUGGUCCGAUCCAGAGGAAACAGCAGGUUGGGGAGUAAGCCCAAGAGGUGCAGGUUAUCUAUUUGGCUCUGAUGUUGUGGCUAAUUUUAAUCAGACGUAUUAAAACAACUUCAUGUCUAUAACGUCCAUGAUUUGUGCGCAUCCCAACAGCACAUAAAAUGAAUGUUAUUUCUGAAGUCUCUAGAACUACAUAAUUAACUGUAAACUCUAACUGUUCUGUUUCCUUAAACCGAGAUUUCCAUCAAAGUUUUUGAGGUAAGUGGCGUAUCAGACUUCUGUGAUCUGUUUUACACCCUUCUUAAUACUAACUACGAACUCCGCCCAGCAACUUUGUGUACAUCUGCGUGGCGAGCAGUGAGCCACAUCUAUUGUUUGAGGGCUAACAAUACUACCUGGCUGCCCUAACCUUGGCAGGUGGGGGGUUCGAACCCGUGACCCAUUGGCUGGGAUUCAACCCCCUAAACCAACUAAUUAGCCAGUACAUUUUUGUGACUGAAAGCUUCUCUUCUGCGUUGCUGGUAUACAACAACUAUGAUAUAUCACAUUUUAUACACCUUUGGUCGCCUAAUCUUGUUAGGUUUAUAUGUGAAUGAAAUUAGGUAUGGUUCAUAAGUGGUUUUGAAUGUUAUCGCAAUAAUUGAUAAAGCCCACAAUUAAAUUCAUGUUAGCAGGUAUUUCUUGAAGCAGAACAUGACAGGUGAUCAAGCAAUGCAUCCAACUUUGUAACGAACAGUUUUGUCGCUCUAAAUUAAUUGUCUAGAAUUUCGGAUUAUUAAACACUAGUUUUUUAUUCCAGAGGACACUAAAAGAAUGGGAUUUUUUCAACUUUAUAAUAUAGAAAGUGAAGAUUGCUUCCAGCCGAAUGAAUGACAAUAAUUCAGUGUCACAUUGUUAGAGUAGAUCACAUGACCUCGUCUGCUAUCAUUUCUUCAUCUGAUUAGUUUUUCAGUUCUACUCUGAUUUUUAAUAAUUAGCAGUUGACCACUUCUCCUACUAGCCGAAAAAUGACCUGUCGUUUUAGUGUAGUACUACAGCGCUUUGCGUUGAUUAUAGCUUGAUAUUUAAGCACCAAACCUUUGAGAAUGUUGGUAAUCUAAAGGAAACACUUCACUAUCGUCCCACUUCGCUGCAUCCAGUGUUUCAGCUUCUCAGUUUGAUCGGUUCCUACACAUCUUUUCAGCUGAAUUAUGAAGCUGUGGUUUCAUUUGUCUUGACACUAAGCAUUCAACCUGAUAAGUGGCCCGGCAUUUGGAUCCUACCUUCCCUCUGCAGACAGGUAUUACUGCUAGUGACCACUUAAUGAGCUUAUCGUUCGUUUCAUAUCAAUUGAAUCAUCGAGGCAGUGAGUGCUAGUGUUGAUACUAAAAUGACAGUUAUCAAGCGGCAUUAUUCAGUAGCAAUGUCGUUAUUACUUCACCUUUGUAGCAAUAUGAUCCACACUUUUCAAUACCGAUGUAGCCAACGAUAAAGUGAAAAUCAAUAUCUUGCUCUAUCGCAAAUCUAUAGUGUUUUGCGCAGUAUGAGGAAAGUAUCCCCAGGUUUCAUCUGACAAAAGAGUGAGAAGCCUGUUUGUUGCAGCAAAAAAAGGGUAAUUUAAUUAUUUUGUCCGAGAUAUUAACCCUCAAACCCCAUGGUUGCUGUGAAGAGGGUACAGUAAGCUCAAGAAACAACUAUGCGAACAAAAAUCGACUGUAUAAACCCACUGACUUACAACUUAUCGAAAGACACAUUAAGGACGCUUUUCUCACCCUUUGAUUUUGCAUCCAUACACCCCCUGACUUGGAGCAGCUAUACGGUAAAAGCCUCAAAUAUGCCUGCGACACUAGACUGAAGUAGGUGAAGAAUAGUGUUAUCCCAGCACCCAUUUAAUGAGAGUCAAGUGUUUAAGCCAAUAAGAAUAUACGAAUUGAAGCAUUUGCAUCUGACCUAAUGAGUACAGUAAAGCAUUUUAGUAUUUUUAUAGCUGCAUUUGACUUCAAUAAUCUAUGAUCAAGAAAUCAAAGACAGGGAAAACAAGAUAGUAGGGUGCUAACCAGAAGAAUGUAAAAACUGUCCGUUUUCGCUACCGGCAAAUAUGACCACAAAAAGACUCCCGCAUUUGAAUAACCAGUUGCCUGGGAACUCACAUAAGAAUCAAGGCUCAUACUGACCUGUAGAAAAACUAAAGACAUAAGGUAAGUGUUGAAAUUCGUGAUCCUGUUUAGUCUCUUCUUUCCCACUUAACAAGCAUAGUUCGUUAUAGUUGUCUCGAGAGAAAAUGUCCCAGGAUAAGAUUCUAAGUGUUUUAACGUUCUGAAAAUGCUUCUUAUAUUUCACUACAUCAGUAAUCAUCUUGUUAUCUUUUUCCAAUGGUUGUUCUGUUCGUUCAUAGACCGUCUUUUGUAGACAAUCCAACUAAUUUUUCUGGUAUUUUAAUGAAUAGUAGGUGUCGCUGUACCACCAGUCUCUACAUGUUAAUCACUCAUGGCUACGUGACGUAUGUAUUUUUCAUUUAGUGUAAGCAGAUACCGUCUUCAAUACAAAUACUUCUAUCGAGUAGCAUAGAACACAUUGGUUAUGGCCCAUCGGUGCAAUUCUUUCAUGAUCGGGAACUCAACUUCAAGUUGGUAAAAGUCAAAAUCUGCUACUAUAAUUGAAGAUUAGUGUUGAUUUGAUGAGAUAUAAAGGGUAAGGUUAAUUGUAACCGUAGUUCACUCACUGACUUGUAUAGUAGACUUUAACUUCGAACAAGGUAGAUACGGGUUCAGUGGCUUAUUUAUUCGACCGUCCUAUCUUUAAUUUUUUUGUUCCUUCUCCGAUCUGUACAACCGUUUGAUUUCAUGAAAUCUCAUGUAUUAAGUGUGGCUCAUAGCCUGUUUCAUAAACCUGUACCUAGUUGAGUUGCAUUACAUUAAUAUAGUGCUCCAAUCGAUGUGUCUUCGGCGUCUAUCAUGUAACGAGACAUUUCAACCCUAUUCAUUGGGAUGUUAAUGUAAAUGUAGUAUAUUAUUUUUCUGUCUAGCUCAAUCGAAUCGAUUUCAUUU